This is a messenger RNA of Theobroma umbraticum, 1983 nucleotides long. RefSeq names its product protein SLENDER RICE1-LIKE 1-like. The record is from RefSeq and is a predicted model, not a curated record. NCBI's taxonomy places the organism in Eukaryota, Viridiplantae, Streptophyta, Magnoliopsida, Malvales, Malvaceae.
AAUCUCCCACUUUCUCUUUUUCUCUCAACUAAAAAAUCUCUUCCCUUUCUUUACAGCUCUUUUUCCAUCCCUUUGUCUACUAAUUCUCACUCUUUGGCCAAAGCCUGGGCAUGACAAAUCUGCCUCUUAUUUGAUUAUUUCCGCACUUUAAUAUCCCUUUUACAAAAAGAAGAAAGGGAAUUUGAACCAUGGUGCUCUACGACUCCGCCACGUCAGCGGCGAGUAGCAGCGGCAGCUCAUCAUCAUCUUCCUACAAGCAGCCACAGCAGCAGCAGCAGCAAGAUAUUGAUGGGCUACUCGCCGGAGCUGGAUACAAAGUCCGGUCAUCGGAGUUACGACAAGUAGCUCAGAGACUGGAACGACUCGAAAUCGCCAUGGUUAAUUCCCCCGCAGAUUUCUCUUAUCUCGCUUCAGAUGCUAUCCACUAUAACCCUUCCGAUCUCGCCUCCUGGGUCGACUCGCUCCUUUCCGAGUUCACUCAGCCUCCUACUUGCCCCGCCGAAUUCAUCAUGGAUCCUGUAACCAAUCAGGCGGUGGUAAACAACGCGUGGACCAGCACCGAACCUCAUACGCCGCAGGUGCACCAGAAUAUUUCUUUCGAGCGACAAAGUUUGAAUCAUCAGUUGACGGUUGUAACGGCCAUGGAAGAAGAUUCCGGUAUAAGGCUGGUCCACAUGUUGAUGAUUUGUGCGGAGUGCGUCCAACGUGGCGACCUCCCAUUGGCUUCUUCUUUAAUCGACGACAUGCAACGGUUACUGACUCGUGUCAACACCGUUUGUGGCAUCGGAAAAGUUGCAGGACAUUUUAUCGACGCUUUGAGUCGCAGAGUUUUCCAAGGAAUUGGCGGAGGGUCCAUCAGCGGUGGCUCCGCUUAUGAGAACGAGAUUUUGUAUCAUCAUUUUUACGAAGCGUGUCCUUACUUGAAAUUCGCUCACUUCACCGCCAAUCAGGCGAUUCUCGAAGCUUUCGACGGUCACGAUUGCGUCCACGUGGUGGAUUUCAAUUUGAUGCACGGCUUACAAUGGCCGGCUUUGAUACAAGCCCUCGCUUUACGUCCCGGUGGACCUCCUUUGCUUCGUUUGACCGGCAUUGGACCGCCGUCACCAGAUGGCCGUGACUCGCUUCGCGAAAUCGGUUUACGGCUUGCCGAGCUGGCUCGCUCCGUCAACGUCCGUUUCGCCUUCCGUGGAGUCGCGGCUACCAGGCUCGAAGACGUUAAGCCGUGGAUGCUUCAGGUUAAUCCAAAAGAAGCGGUGGCAGUGAACUCAAUCAUGCAGCUUCACCGCUUACUAGGAUCUGACCCGACACGGAAUUCUCCUAUCGAAACGGUUUUGAGUUGGAUCCGGAGCUUAAACCCGAAAAUUAUGACUGUCGUUGAACAAGAAGCCAACCACAACCAACCCGGUUUUCUGGACCGGUUCACUGAAGCACUUUAUUAUUAUUCGACUAUGUUCGACUCUUUAGAAGCUUGCACAGUUCAACCGGCGAAGGCUUUAGCCGAGAUAUACAUUCAGAGGGAAAUAGCCAACGUCGUGAGCUGUGAAGGUUCCGCUCGAGUAGAAAGACACGAGCCGUUAGCCAAGUGGAGGACGCGGCUCAAUGGAGCCGGAUUUAGGCCAUUACAUUUGGGGUCCAACGCGUUUAAACAAGCUAGCAUGUUAUUGACGUUGUUCUCGGCGGAAGGGUAUUUGGUGGAAGAAAAUGAAGGGUGUCUGACACUGGGUUGGCAUAGCCGCCCUCUCAUUGCGGCUUCGGCUUGGCAUGCCGUAUCGGAUGCGGCAGCUGAGAUGCCGGCUUGGGAUAAUCAUCAACCAUCAUAAGUAGGGCAGAGUUGUAAUAAUUAAGAGCUUGUUGUAAAUUUGGGGUAAUUUGGCUAUUUAUGGGAAAAUCUUUUCCUUUUCAGUUUUUCUUUUGCCCUUUAUUACAGCUUUAUUGGUGCUGUUUUCAAUGAUAUUGUACUCCAGCAGAAAUCUGUUCCUAGGA